Rubroshorea leprosula is the source of this 1765-nucleotide messenger RNA. Lineage: Eukaryota; Viridiplantae; Streptophyta; Magnoliopsida; Malvales; Dipterocarpaceae. The record is from the annotation of a GenBank genome assembly.
AUCCCGAGAAUCAGAACUCAGAUCCGCUAUUCAGGAUCCAUGGAGGGUUCCAGCACCCUUGACUCCCAAAAUCUCCUUGAUGAAGAAAAUAACAUAACCUCAACUACCACCACCGCCACAAAUUUCAAGAAACUAUCUAUCAUCCCUCUUGUCUUCCUCAUCUACUUUGAGGUUUCUGGUGGGCCAUAUGGUGCGGAAUCUGCCGUGGGAGCAGCCGGGCCACUUUGGGCUAUUUUGGGGUUCCUUGUUUUCCCUUUCGUUUGGAGCGUCCCUGAGGCCCUGGUCACAGCUGAGCUCGCCACCGCUUUCCCAGGCAACGGUGGCUAUGUCAUCUGGGCACAUCAGGCCUUUGGACCCUUCUGGGGUUCCCUCAUGGGUUCGUGGAAGUUUCUUAGUGGGGUGAUUAACUUGGCCUCUUACCCUAUUCUUUGCAUAGACUAUCUCAAGUUAGUUUUACCCCUUUUCUCUUCUGGGGUGCCUCGCUAUAUUGCUAUUUUGGUUUCAACUUUGGUUCUCUCUUUCUUGAAUUACACAGGUUUGGUUAUAGUUGGUUAUACUGCUGUAACUCUAGGUGUUGUUUCAUUGCUUCCAUUCAUAUUAUUGACUCUGAUUUCAAUUCCUAAGAUUAAACCCAGUAGGUGGCUAAGUUUAGGUCAGGAAGGAGUAGAGAAAGAUUGGGCAUUAUUUUUCAAUACCCUUUUUUGGAACCUAAAUUUUUGGGACAAUGCUAGUACUUUAGCUGGGGAAGUGGAGCAACCCCAGAAGACAUUCCCAAUGGCACUAUUCUCUGCUGGGAUGCUCACUUGUCUGAGUUACUUGGUGCCUCUUUUGGCUGCAACUGGGGCCAUAUCACUAGAACAAGAAGAAUGGACUAAUGGGUAUUUUGCUGUGGUAGCAGAAAUAAUAGCUGGGAAAUGGCUGAAAAUAUUCAUGGAAAUUGGGGCAGUUUUAUCAAUUAUUGGACUCUAUGAAGCACAGUUGAGCAGUUGUUCAUAUCAGGUUCUUGGUAUGGCUGAUUUAGGAUUCUUACCGCGAUCUUUUGCUACAAGGUCAAGGUGGUUUAACACACCUUGGGUGGGAAUUCUGCUCUCAACACUGAUAACACUAGCAGUUUCUUACAUGGAUUUCACCAACUUAAUUUCAAUGGUGAAUUUCUUGUAUAGCUUAGGCAUGCUGUUAGAGUUUGCAUCAUUCCUUUGGCUGAGGAGGAAAUUGCCAACAUUAAAGAGGCCAUUCAGAGUGCCAAUGCGAUUGCCUGGUUUGGUGUUCAUGUGCUUGAUUCCAUCUAUGUUUUUGAUCUAUAUAAUGUCUGUUGAUACCACAACAGUGUAUUUGUGGAGUGCUGCACUGACUCUUUUUGGGAUUGCUUGGUAUUUUGGAAUGAACUUCUGCAAGACCAAGAGGUGGAUUGAAUUUAAUAGCAUAGGAGAAAAAAGAGAUAAUGAGGAUCUGGAGUAGAAAUAGCUAGCCGUUCUCUGGAGGUGCCACUUCUACUCUAGUAUGGAAAUUGGCUUAGAAAAAAAUAUCUAAAAGAAACAAAAUUUCACCUUCGUCCUUCAAUUUAUUUAUUGAUAAAAAUGUAGAGUUUCUCAAUUGAGAUUGUUGAGAAACUUUAAGAGCAUGAGAUAAACACUGUAACUAUCGAACCAGCUCUACAUAUUUUUUAAGUGCUUGAGAUUUAAAGUUAGAGGUCUUAUGUUUAAAUCUUGAGUAGGGUAGGCAGAGAUUAGGGAAAAGGAGAGGGCUAUCUCCUUGUGAAUAGCUC